AUGCGGUCAAGGUGGGUUUUCGGCUGGGUGCUAGAUUUUCCCAGCAAGUACUUCUGGCAUCUCACAGUCGCAAGGCUGGCCUCGUACCCCACCACGCCUUUUCUGCACGUUAUGAACCAUCAACGCGCCUUGCUUGCCAGUCUCGUGAAUGGACGUGAGAGAAUGCCAUCUUUUUUCUACCACCUUGAAUUCGAGCUCUAUCCUUACCCUUCGAUCGCAGCAGAGGCAGAAUCCACGUGUCUAAGUUCCGCGCCUUUCCUGCGCGAUAAGAAUGAGGAAGAAGAGCGUGCGAGAACUGUCCAUGUCCCCUCUCCAGAAAGCGACAUCUUCGAGACGGAACAUUGGCCUUCACACGCGCCAGCUCAGGAGGAGCAUACCAGAACACCAGGGUCAGGAACCAUCAGCCAGAAAGAACACGCACGAAGUAGGGCCAGUGACGCUGAAGCCAGGGGAGGAGGAGUAGGGGUAAUCGACUGCGGAGCGCGAGCAGCCCGUCUCCGCUCCCCGACAAGUGAAGCUUACACCACCAUCGCGGCCGAGAAACCCCUCGAGUUCCCCCCGCCCAAUCCGAAGCACGUCAAGGCGCGGCUGCAGACGGCCGUCAGAGACUGGCGCUUCGGGCGCGUGAGAGUCGAGAGUCUGGAUAUGUUGGAGCAGCCGAAGCAUAAGAGGGGCGAGAGCAGCUCUGCUGCGGUCGCGGUCGGCAAUGGGAUCAAUGCUGGGCUUGCGCCGGAGGAGACUGUAGGCUCUCAGGGGAAGGUCACGAAGGCGAGGUUCGAGAGUGUAGGGGGCAGCAGGGUCAAGAAUACGGAAGUGGGGUGGGGAGUGGUGCAUCUGUACCGAGAUGGGGAUCUGGCGUUGGGCAGUGGGGAGGAGCUGUAUGAUGUUGAAGGGGGUGAGGGAGAGGGAGAGGGAGAGGGAGAGGGAGAGGAGGAUUGCACGACGCUGUGUAUUCCUGCUGUGCCGAGCUACCUGACGACGAAUGAUUUCUUGGGAUUCGUCGGGGAGAGGACGCGGGAGGAGGUUAGCCACUUUCGAAUGGUGAUGACGGGGAGGAUGAAUCGGUAUUUGGUGCUUAUGAAGUUUAGGGAUGCGAGCGUUGCGAGGAGGUGGAAGAAGGAGUGGGAUGGGAAGGUUUUCAACAGUAUGGAGCCAGAGACUUGCCAUGUCACAUUCAUCAAGUCCAUUACUUUCCGAACGCAUACCUCCUCCACUCCAAAUACCAGCUUCCCGGAGCUCUCUCACGAUCCGUUUACGCCCUCUUCAACGCCUUCAUCCUCACUCAGGCCAUUCCCACCACCAACGCCGAACUUGGUCGAACUUCCUACCUGCCCAGUAUGUCUGGAGCGGAUGGACGACACAACCGGCCUUCUUACCAUCCUCUGCCAACACGUAUUCCACUGUGCCUGUCUUCAAAAGUGGCGCGGCAGCGGCUGUCCCGUCUGCCGCCAUACCAACCCUUUUCCCUCGUCAGAUUCUGCUUCCUACCCUCAAGACCCUUACAACCCGCCCUUUGGCAGCGGCGAGGCCUCCCUCUGCUCGGUCUGCGACAGCACCGAAGACCUCUGGAUCUGUCUUAUCUGCGGCGCCGUCGGCUGCGGCCGCUACAAAGGCGGGCACGCAAAAGAACACUGGAAAGAGGCGGCCCACAACUUCGCGUUGGAGAUUGAGACGCAGCAUGUCUGGGACUAUGCGGGCGACACAUGGGUCCACCGUUUGAUCAGGGAUAAAGGCGACAAAGUCAUCGAGCUCCCAUCAAGAAGCCGAGGGGGCCGGGGCGGCGAUGGGGGCGAGGGGGACAUGGUCCCGCGGGAGAAGCUGGAGAGGAUCGGGUUGGAGUAUACGCACCUCCUCACCUCGCAACUCGAAAGCCAACGGGUCUACUUCGAAGAGCUGGUAAGCAAAGCAGUGGCGAAAGCCUCUGCGGCGUCGUCCGCUGCGGCGUCUGCUUCUGCUCGUGCCGAAGAAGCGCUCUCCCAACUCGCCACGCUCAGCGCCGAGAACCAGAUGCUGAAACAAGACGUCGUCACGGUCCUCGAGAAAGAUCUCGCGCGGGAGAAGCGCAAGGCGGAGAAGAGCGGCGAGAUUGCGCGCGGGCUCGGCAAGAGCCUGGUGGAGGAGAAGAGGGUGAGUGAGGGACUGAUGGAGCGCAUCGGACACGUGAAUAUGCGGAUGCAGGGGGUAGAGCGGGAAAUGGAGAAGGUGCGGGAGGAGAAUCGGGAGCUGGUGGAGGCGAACCGCGAUCUGCUUUUCAGUAUCAGUGCCGAGGGGAAGAUCCGGGAGAUGGAGGGGAAUGUGCCGGCGGAGGGGGGCGUGCUGGAGAAGGGGGAGAUUGAGGGGGGUACUCUUGUCUUGCCGCCUGAGAAGAUUGGGAGGGGGAAGAAAGGGAAGGGGAAGGGACAGGGCCAGGGGAAGUAG
Molecule: messenger RNA, 2418 nt
Organism: Drepanopeziza brunnea f. sp. 'multigermtubi' MB_m1
Lineage: Eukaryota; Fungi; Ascomycota; Leotiomycetes; Helotiales; Drepanopezizaceae
Biological process (GO): protein ubiquitination; Ras protein signal transduction
Cellular component (GO): cytoplasm
Molecular function (GO): zinc ion binding; ubiquitin protein ligase activity
Source: RefSeq, a predicted model, not a curated record